Messenger RNA from Anopheles coustani, 7730 nucleotides. Its product is annotated as GIGYF family protein Gyf-like. Gene Ontology annotation, molecular function: protein binding. The transcript has 8 exons. NCBI's taxonomy places the organism in Eukaryota, Metazoa, Arthropoda, Insecta, Diptera, Culicidae. The record is from RefSeq and is a predicted model, not a curated record. The coding region runs from base 465 to 6776 and encodes 2103 amino acids.
UGUCAUCGUCGUCGUGGUCGUGAUUUGUUCGCACGAGCGAGACUUAAAAUCGCAGAUAUUUUCUAAACCUUUUUCGAAAUUGUUCUGACGGAUAUCAUUCGGAGUUCUUAUGAAAUACUAAGUGCAUCGAUUUCCCUUUCUACACCCGGAUUGCAAGCAGCGGAUUCCAGUGCAUCGGAGCAGCGUUUAGGGGAGUGACGGAAGUAGUGGAGUGAGUGUCCCCUUCACUCACCGAGCCCUGGAAGCAGUCGAAGUAGGGGCGUGCAAGUUCUCUGGAAAGCAACAGCCCACGUGCAGCUAACAAGCGUCCUACGGAAUCCAGCGAGAAUCGCGUUUCGAAUCGUUACAACAAAUAACUGACGGAGACGGCGAAAACAAGGGCCAACCUUUGCACCACCAGCAGCAAUACCAGCAGCCGCGGGAGCAGCACCAGCAGCAGUAGCAGCAGCGGAACCGCAGCAAGAAUGGGUGACGCGAUCAACUUUGGGCCCGCUUGGUUGCGCAAGGUGGCAUCCGAUAGUAGUACCACCGGGGCCGGAGGUAGCCACCAGAACAGCAGCAACAGUCACAAUAGCCAUACGCUCAGCAACAGCAAUAGUAGCUCCAUCGUGAACAACAGUGGUGGUGGCGGGGGUGCCGGAUUACAUCAUCAUCCGCACCAUCACCACUCGCAGCAGUUGCCGCCGUCGUCGCACUCUUCGUCGGCCACCCAUACGCACUAUCUGUCGCAUAGCGCCAGCGCCAACGCUAUUGGUAGUGGUGGUGGUGGUGGUGGUUCGGGAGCCUUCUCCACAAGCCCGAACGGAGGUGGCGCUGGGGGCCCUGGUGGUGGUGGUGGUGGUUCGGCCAACAAUGGCACCGAGGGAGGAACCACAACGACCACUACUCGGUACGCGCUGGCCGAAUUUCGAUACGGGCGUGAGGAAAUGCUCGCCCUGUUCGAAGCGAUCAAAACGAUUAAGAUGCCAGAGUUACUGGUGAACUACAAGAACUUAUUUGUGGAGAAGCCGGAACCACCGCUUUCGCUGACGCCCGGCCCGGAGGAGGAGCUUGCUUCCGAACCGGAUCCACGACGUACUUGGCCCUCGAGAAGUAUUUCGCUGGGGAUUCCUGGCCGUGGUGCCCGUGGAGGAUCGGCUGAUCGUGGACGAGGACGUGGCCGAGGAAUCUAUACUAGCUACCAACGGUCGACCUCUUUCUACGACGACGAAUCCAGAGCUGUAGGGAGAGGUGAACGACCGUGGCUGGAGCGUAACGGCACUGCUGGCGGUCCCGGAAUACUGGGCGGUGGAGCCGGUGGUGAUGUGGAGUGGAACAGCUCGUCCUCCAGUCCACGGAAGGAGUACGGUUCGCGAAUCCGGUCGACGGGAGGCAGUAUGGAAAGCUGGCGUCGUUCCCGCACGGACGACGAUACCACCAGCAACAGCAACGGCAUCGGAGACUGGCGUUCGGGGGCAAGUAGUGGCGGGGGCAUCGGCGGUGGCAGCACCGGGAGCAGUGGCAUCAUGCGUGAAAAGUGGACUCGCUCCACGAGCUGGCGCGACGAGGAUAGUUCUUCGCAUGGGCUAAUGGAACGAGGGCUCAAUAGUAGCAGCGAGCGUAUGAUGUCGGUGCCAGCCUAUAAAUCGCGCCUAUCCGGCGGGCUCGGUGGUAACGAUCUCAAUUCUUCAUCUACCGGCGGGAUGAUGCGCCGCCCGAACUGGGACGCCGACGAGCUACCCGAAUGGGCGACGGAAAACCCAUCCGAUUUCGGGGGAAGUUUCGAUGCGACCGGCGCGUUUCACGAUUCGGACAAUGACGGUGAAGGUGGAGGUCGCUUGGAGGGUGGUGAUGAAUCGUCAAACGGUGUUGGUGGUGGUAAGCAUGGUCAGGUAAAGCAUGAUGACCGCUCGUCGAAGGGCGGCCGGCGAGAACCGAAUGCUUCCACGAACGAAGGUGACGCGCCCAUGAAGAAACAGCCCCCGCAGCAUCAGCGUGAUGAUGGUGCAAAUGAAAAGGAAACGGAAGGUGGCAUGGAUCCGAUGAACCACGUCGGUGACAAUACGGUAGCGAAGGAUAGGAACGCGCGCGGAAUUGACGAUCCGAGCUGCUCUCCUUCGGCGCAACAGCAAGAAAAAGUGGACAACUCGGGGAUGGAGAUGCGCUCCAGUGAAAAAAACACGAAACCGCAAGAGUCGGCGGGUGGUACUGGAAAAGGUCUUUCGUCUUCGCGCGAAUCGAUCGAAUCUUCCGUAUCGUCGUCUUUCGGAGUUGGCGCAACGUCGUCUUCGUCGGCUGCUAUUGCCGGUGCAGCAGGAGCCGAUUCCGACCCUCGGAACAGCUCUCCGGCGUGGCAGAAAAACAACAACAACAACAGCACUGAUGGAUUGGGUGGUGAGGCAACCGCGAAGGGAGCCGCAACUGGUGUCGGGUUAAGAGAAAAUAGUGCCGAAAGCGAUUCGAAACCCAAUCUAUCGCAGCGCGAUAUGAGCCAAGAGCCGAAGAAAUCGCCCUCCAUUACGAGCAUCGAUCGAAUGCAAGAAGUUGCGGACGAUAUGGUGGCGCAGCUGAUACUGGAUGAUGAAUUUUUGCCCCCGGAUACUGCCGACCCGUCGGUCAUAUCGUCCAUCGCAGCACGCGGCGGUGGUAUGGCCGGGCCCGGUAUGCCCGAUAAGUCGCCAAUGUUUGGCAUUUCUGCUGGAGGAGGUGGUGGACCGUCAUCCGCUGGCUCGAUGGGAGGUGGGGCCGGCGGCCUACCCCUGAACAUGGUCCACCCGAAGACUCUACAGGCUCCGAUGCAGCAGCUUUUUGGUAACGGUGGAAAUAUGUCGCGCGUCAACCCAAUGCUACUACCGGAUGCCGUCGCGGUGAAUCGGGUGGCUGCGACGGGUGUGGCUGGAGUUAACCCCAUGUCACAACUGCAUCACCUCCUCGGUGGUCCGGGGAGCCAGGCGCUUGGGGUGGACGUUUGGUUCUACCGUGAUCCGCAGGGUAAGGUGCAAGGCCCAUUUCCGGCCCCGGAAAUGACCGAAUGGUACCGCGCGGGGUAUUUCGACGAUUCGCUCUCGGUGCGGCGAGGCUGCGAUGAAGUUUACACCACCCUCGGUACGCUCGUUGCCAUCUGCGGAGGGGCCAUUCCGUUCCUUAACUCGAUCACCAUACCACCGAUCAAAACGAACGUGGCCGCCGGUGGACCUGCAAAACAUUCGCCUCAACAGCAGCAACAACCACCCCAACCAAACUCUUCUGCGCAAGGACAAUCUGGAAAGGUCGGUGGUGGUAGUGGUGGUGGCGGUGGAGGAGCACCAGGUAGCGGGGGAGUCGUUUUGCCUUCACCAAACCAACAACAACGAGAUCCCGCUGGUCAAGGAGGCGGAGGUGGUUCGCAUUCGAAUCAAAACCUACUGCAACAACAACAACCUUUGCUCCCCGGUCAGGCAAGAGGUGGUGGAGGAGGAGGAGGAGCUGGAACAGCAGCUGCACAAGCUGGCGGCGGGCCAAACGUUCCAUCGCCAGCGCUGCACUACAUGCGCCAGCAGAAUCUUCUGUUGCAGAAACUUCAAAGCACUGAGGGCUGGCAUUUACUUACGCCGGAGCAGCAGAAUCACGUUGUCUCACAGCGGAUGAGUCAGCUGAUCACUGCCGAUGGAAUGGUGGGUAUGAUGUCUCCCUCCUCACUGGCUGGUGGAGUGACAGCACCGGGAGCAGGUGGCCAGCACCAGCAGCAACCGGGGUCCAGUAUUUUCGGCGGUGCCCCCGUCGACAGUCAGGAUACACUAGUCAAUCUAAAGCUUCGGGAAAUGCAACAGCAACAUCAGCAGGGCCAACCACCCCAGCAACAUCAGCAACAGUUUUUGAAAUUACACUUGCCGGAGUUUGGUCAGUCUCCACAGGUACCCGGCGCAAGACCUAUGCUAGGUAAUAUGAACGUUGAUCCGGCUGGUCCAGGCGCUGCGGCAGGACAUGAUCUGGCUCAGAUGAUGCAUGGUCUCAACUACAAUCAACUGUCUGCCCUGCAGCACCUUGGCCCGCUGAGCGGAAAUAAUCUGGCGAUGCCACGCGCAGGAAUGCUGGGAAGAACCGGUGCUGCUGGUCCCGGAUCCCAAGGUCCUCCACAAGGGCAACCGCAGCCACCGUCGGUCCAACAGCCGCAACAGCAGCAAUCGCAACAACCUCCCGGCAAACCAGGCGGCGGAGGUGAUGAUCCGAUACAGUCACUAUUUAUGCAUUUGUCGCUGCACAAAAACCAACCCCCGCAGCAGCUCCCACUCCCACACCAGCAGCAACAACCGGCCAAAUCGGCCGCAGAACUGAUGGGAACACCAUGGAUGCAAGCAACCCAGGGUGGCAUCCAGCAACAGCAGCAGCAAGACCAACAACAACCGCAACCGCAGCCCGGCAUGGUGCCUAGAGGACCCGCUUGGGGUGAACUACCACCACCACCGACGAGUGCCUCUUUUGCUUCACUCAUGCAACAACAACAACAGCAGCAGCAGCAACAACAGCAACAACAACACCAGCAACAACAACAACAGCAACAACAACAGCAGCAACAACAGCAGCAGCAGCAGCAGCAUUUACAGCCUGUUGCUGGCGCCGGACAUCAUCCACACUUGUUGGGUGCACCCACAAAUGAACCGCAGGCCCCUUCCGUUGUCUCCCUCUUUAAGCACCAUCAACAGGUGGAAAAGCAGCAACAAAUGGAAAAGGAGCAUUUGCAACAGCAACAGCAGUUGUUGCAGCAGCAAAUGCAACAGCAACAGCAGCAUCAACAGCAGCACCACCAGGACGGUGUGCUGGGGCAACAACAAAAGCAUCAACAUCAACAACAGCAGCAACAGGCGACCGCGCCUCCUCAGCAUCUACAAGAGCAACAGUUGCAGCAACUGCAACAGCAACAGCAGAUACAACAGUUGCAAGAGCAGCAGCAACAGCAGCAGCAGUUUAACCAAAAGACGGUAAAAGAAGCUCACAAAAAGGAGAGUGGCGUUGUGAAUGAUAACUCCGUUCAGCAACAACAACAAUUGUCGUCUGGUGGUGCCAAAAAGCAAACCAACAAGCAGCAAGUCACCAACAGCAACCACGUGGAUGUUGAUGAUAAACCAUCCGCAAACGUGACGCAACAGAAUCAAAAGCUAAAGAAACCGCAAAAAAACGCUGUAGCUGGUGGGAAUAGUAGCAGUAGCAGUUCCAGCAACGGCCAAGCAGUGAAUGACGACGAGAGCGAUUUCAUACGAGUAAAGAAUGAGAUGGAGGAGAAGAAGCGUCAGAAAGAAAUGAAGAAACAGCAACAGGAAGAGCAAAAGCGUAAGAUGGCCGAGGAGAAGAAAAAUCAGGAAGAGCAGGAAGCCCAGAAGAAGGCAAAACUGCUAGAACUGCAGCGCCAAAGCUGCUUGAAGAUACAAGAGCAACAACAACAGCAGCAGCAGCAGCAACAGCACUCGCCGCAGCAGCAGCAGCGUAAGGCAGUGCCGGCGCCGUGGUCCGGGGCAGUGGCGGAGAUAGCCAACAGUGGACUGAGCUUGGAAGAAAUUGAAAAAGAAGAGCGCGAACAGCGUGCACUGAUGGCUCGACGUGAGCAAAACAUUCGCGAGCAGCAGGAGCAGCAGCAGAUCCUCGAGAUGCAGUCGCAAAUCGAUGGUAAGCUGAAGUGGAACGCUCAGAACCUGAAGCCGGCCAAUGUAAAAUCGUUGCUGGAAAUUCAAGCGGAAGAGCGUGCUCGGGAGAAGAACGCUGGUACAGCACCAUCCGGCGGAUUGACUGUGGCCGCGAUCGCAGCCCAACGAAAAGGUGUGAAGAAGGAUGAACCACUUCCAGCCAGUGUCCUGCUGGGAGGAGGAGUUGGUGGUGGGCCUGGAGGAGUUGGUAGUACUGGUGGUGGUGCAGCCGUCUGGCAGAUGCGUGGUGGCAGCAGUUUGUACUUCAACUCAACCAAGGGAUGGGGUGGUGACAACGGCGAACCGGGAAACCCAUCCGGUGCUUCCGGUGCUGGUGGAAUCAGCAACAGUGUGAGUUCCGGCGGCUUCUGGGAGGAACCGACGCAACCCACACUAGCUGCGGCUGUCGCCAAGUCUGCACGCAAGCAGCAGCCAUCCAUGGCAAACUCGGUGGCUUCCGGUGGCAAACAGCAACAGCAGCAGCAACAGCAGCAACAGCAGCAACAGCAGCUCCUGAGCAAGAGCAAAACGAUGGGAAGCAUUUCUACUAGCGGAUCGUCGACGGUGAACGCGGCGAAACAACAAAAGCAGCAGCAAUCUGCGGCUGGCGUAGCGGGUGGAAAGGGUAGCUCGUCGUCGAAUGCUAGUAAGAGCGCUGGAGCUGCUGGUGGCAAGAACGGUACAGCUGCCGGCGGUGGUGAUAGGAAGAAUAUGAACGAGCAAACCAACGAAUUUACCAGCUGGUGCACCCGAGCCCUCAGUUCAUUGAACAGCGAAGUCGAUAUUCCAACGUUCGUUGGGUUCCUGCAGGACAUUGAAUCGCCGUUUGAGGUUAAGGAUUACAUCCGUGUAUACUUAGGAGAAAAUAAGGAGAGUUCGGAAUUUGCGAAGCAAUUCCUUGAAAGACGCUCGAAGUACAAAAAUCAGCAGCGCCAAAAGAAUGCCCACAUCGAUGACAUGUGUAAACCAGCACCGGCUAUCAAUCCAUCAUCAAAUGAUUUCCAAGAAAUCAAGGGCAAAGGUAAGAAAGUGAAGAAAAACAAGAUGACUAAGCUCGACAACCGAAUCCUGGGAUUCUCUGUGACGGCUGCACCGGAUCGUUUGAACGUUGGUGACCGAGACUAUGGCGACAAUGUCUAAUUGUUAAGUAACAGCACGUGGUGAAGAACUGUACAGUCAGAAAGCAUGGGGCAGGAGCAUGUGUGUGGGAGAUGUUUGAAAAACAAAAACAAAACGAAAAUAGGUGCACAAUGCAGACAAGUAAUAUUCGGGGUGCUAUGCUACUCACCGGACAAAUUCGAACUGUAAUUUGUUAACCGAAAGCGUGUGUAAACAAAUGGCAUACUAAGAUUUGAUAAGCAAAUCUUCUUCGUAAUUUAAGCCAAACGACGAACGAUGUACGAUGCUUUUUUCUCAUCCUGGUGUGGUAAAAAAAUGAAAUUUGCAAUUUGGGCAAACUUCUUAAAGCUUGUGUGGGGAUACAUUUUUGAACCAUAACCUUCUCUAAAAAUAACAUAAAACGUUUAAUGUUUGUAAAGAGAACGAAUACGGCGACUUACAGGAGGUGAAAUGUUGAAAAUGGCUCCGUUUUUGAUAGGUUUUUAUUGAAUGCUUCGAACCACAAUAAUUCUUUAAAGCUCUUAUGGGAAAUGUCCUACAUCAUGCUUUUUUUUGGAUCCUACCUAGAAUCAUCGAUUUUUUCUUCAUACGUGUCAUACGUGUCAAUUGUUUUAAAACAAUUUUGGAUGUUCAAACACGAGUGAAAUGUGUUUCCUUAGCUGGUAGGAGGUCCAAUGCACUCUUUACUGCUUGAUUGAUGUACGGCAAACCUUCCCAAACGUGGAUGAGUACAUUGUUUGUUGUUGAGCUUGUAUUAAAAUAAAAGUUGUUAUUACAAAUGAAAGCAGCCGUAAGACCAGGAUCGAGUGAACCUAUCAACCGUCUCUUCAUUCAUAGAUUUACGAACAUGUCUGUUCAAGGAGAAAUUGUUUAAGUGGAGUAAAUGAGUUAUUAAUUUAGCGCCUUCUAAAGGACAUCCUUCAUUAUGAAAUAAAUCUUAAUAAAACCUCCGGUAAUACGUGGUUUAGAAGAACA